Messenger RNA from Trichechus manatus latirostris (Florida manatee), 501 nucleotides. RefSeq names its product iodotyrosine deiodinase (gene IYD). Lineage: Eukaryota; Metazoa; Chordata; Mammalia; Sirenia; Trichechidae. The record is from RefSeq and is a predicted model, not a curated record. Gene Ontology annotation, molecular function: oxidoreductase activity. The transcript has 4 exons. The coding region runs from base 1 to 501 and encodes 166 amino acids. Gene Ontology annotation, cellular component: plasma membrane. Gene Ontology annotation, biological process: thyroid hormone metabolic process.
AUGCUUUUCCUGACUCCCGUCUUGGUAGCUGUUGUCUGCAUUUUGAUUGUAUGGAUCUUUAAAAAUGCUGAUAGAAGUAUCGAGAAAAGGAAGCGGGAGCCUCGAGCCAGGGCUGAGGCUCGUCCGUGGGUGGAUGAAGACUUAAGAGACAGCACUGACCUCCACCAAGCGGAAGAAGGAACAGCCCCAAGUGGAGCCCACACAGAGCCUUGGACUUUUGUGGUUGUGAAGGACCCAGACGUGAAACAUAAGAUUCGGGAGAUCAUCGAGGAAGAAGAGGAGAUAAACUAUAGGAGAAGAAUGGGAGACAGAUGGGUAACAGACCUGAAGAAACUGAGAACCAAUUGGAUUAAAGAGUACUUGGACACAGCCCCUGUUUUGAUUCUCAUUUUCAAACAAGUACAUGGUUUUGCUGCAAACGGCAAAAAGAAGGUCCACUACUACAGUGAGAUCAGUGUUUCCAUCUCGUGUGGCCUCCUCCUGGCUGCCUUGCAGGUAUAG